Molecule: messenger RNA, 1911 nt
Organism: Helianthus annuus (common sunflower)
Lineage: Eukaryota; Viridiplantae; Streptophyta; Magnoliopsida; Asterales; Asteraceae
Product: L-type lectin-domain containing receptor kinase IX.1
Exons: 1
Coding region: 1-1911 (636 amino acids)
Biological process (GO): protein phosphorylation
Cellular component (GO): plasma membrane
Molecular function (GO): carbohydrate binding; protein kinase activity; ATP binding
Source: RefSeq, a predicted model, not a curated record
AUGGUGUUCUCGAUGUUCCAUUUGAUCACUUACUUACUUCUUCUCUCCGUUCCUUUGGCUUUCUCAAUUACCUUCAAUUUGACAAAUAUCAAUCCACGACAUCAGAAUCGGGACAUAGUAAUGGAAGGUAUGGGAGCUAAUAUUUCUAACGGUGGAAUCCAGUUAACCACAAACGGACAAGCCACAUACUUUAGAUCACUUCAUCUUUGGGACAGAAGAACUCAGGAGCUAGCAAGCUUCUCUACCAGUUUCACCUUUGUGAUUCUAACAAACGGGAGCAAUUCUUAUGGUGAUGGCCUUACAUUCUUUCUUGCUCAGAGUUCUUCAGUUACCCAAGGUGGCUACAUGGGGCUUCCAUUCAAUACCAGACCAGAUUUCGAAAACAGCCCAUUUGUUGCGGUGGAGUUCGAUACCAUGGAUGAUCAUGUGGGUAUCAACGUUCAUUCUGUUUCCUCUGCUAAGUCUCAAAACUGGUUCAGCAAUGUAACUGGCAGUGGAGUUUGUCAAGCUUGGAUAACCUAUGAUUCGGUUAUGAAAGAUUUGACAGUUUCUAUCGCUGGUUUUAAAAACAGUACAGUGGUGCCUCAAGAGGGACUUGUUCACAAGGUAGACCUAAAGAAGGAGUUGCCUGAAUGGGUUAAUUUCGGGUUUUCAGCACCUUUCGGAGUUAUGUUCCAGAGAUAUACCGUGAGAUCUUGGAGCUUUGAAAGUUCGGAUUUACUCGUUGAUAAAAACAAGGAGUGGCCACCAGUCCCGAGCCCUAAUAGAGUGAAGGGGAAACUCAGCAAGAUGAGUUCAAUUGUUGGAUUCACGGUAAUGAUUAGUUUUCUUGUGGUGCUUGCAUUUGUUUUCUGGAUGAAGAAGAAGAGCAGGGUGAUUGUAUCAAAAGAAAUUACAUUUAGUGUCGAGAUGAACAAUGAAUUUGAAAGGGGACUCGGGCCUAAACAAUUCUCUUACCUCGAAUUAGUUCAAUCGACAAGUGACUUUUCUGAGAACAAUAAGCUAGGGGACGGAGAUUUUGGUCGUGUUUACAAGGGUUUUUUGAAAGAUACAAACAAAUACAUUGCAGUCAAAAGGGUGUCAAAGAGUUACGAACAAGGGAUCGAGGAGUAUGCAUCGGAAGUUAGGAUCAUUAGCCAACUAAGACAUAAAAACCUGGUCCAACUAAUUGGUUGGUGUCAUGAGAAAGGCGAACUCUUGCUUGUUUACAAUUAUAUGGAGAACGGAAGUUUAGAUUCACAUCUUUUCAAGGGGAAGAGUUUGUUGGCAUGGGGCACAAGGUACAAAAUUGCAAACGGUUUGGCAUCUGCUUUAUGGUAUCUACAUGAUGGGUGGGAGCAAUGUGUUUUGCAUAGAGAUGUUAAAUCGGGUAAUAUAAUGUUGGAUUCAAAUUUCAAUGCAAAGCUUGGUGAUUUUGGAUUAGCUAAGCUGGUUGAUCGUGAAAAAGUCUUAGAAACAAUAACGUCGGAUGCAACCGUCAUAGAUUGCAUAGUUUCUGAAUGUGUAAUCGCCGGCAAGACACCAAAAGAAUCAGAUGUUCAUAGUUACGGAGUAGUUGCGUUGGAAAUAGCUUGUGGUCAAAAACUCAUUAACAACAAAGCUCAAGAAAAGCUAACGCAGUUUAUAGAAUGGUUAUGGGAGCUCUACAUGACUGAUACUCUUAUUGAAGCAAUUGACCCACAUCUAGGGUCAGAUUUUGAAGAAGAAGAAAUCAAGCGUCUUAUGACUGUUGGGUUAUGGUGUGUGCACCCUCGUUCAGAACUCCGCCCAUCGAUGAGACAAGUAAUUCAAGUACUGAAUUUUGAAGCUUCCUUGCCUGUACUCCACUCAACCAUGCCAAUGGCAUCUCACAUUUCCUCAGGAUAUGCUUGCUUCAAUUAUCAACAAGCAUUCAACCAGUACCCUCUAUAA